Messenger RNA from Diorhabda carinulata, 1523 nucleotides. RefSeq names its product myrosinase 1-like. NCBI's taxonomy places the organism in Eukaryota, Metazoa, Arthropoda, Insecta, Coleoptera, Chrysomelidae. Gene Ontology annotation, biological process: carbohydrate metabolic process. The record is from RefSeq and is a predicted model, not a curated record. The transcript has 9 exons. Bases 33 to 1493 code for a protein of 486 amino acids. Gene Ontology annotation, molecular function: beta-glucosidase activity.
UCAACAUAUAAAGUUUUUUGCUAAUUUUCUGAAUGAUUUUAGUAAUCAUGAUUUGGUUGAGACUUAUCUUAUUUUUGUGCCUUCUCAAUUUGAGUUUGUCUGAACUUAAUAAUAAAAAGUUCCCAUCAGAUUUUUUUUUUGGUUGUGCAACGGCCGCAUUUCAGAUAGAAGGCGCAUGGAAUGAAGAUGGAAAAUCUCCAAGUGUUUGGGAUACAAGGAAUCAUAUAGUUCCUUCCGUAAUCUCAGAUAACAGUACGGCAGAUAUUGCCUGUGACUCUUAUCAUAAAUACAAAGAAGACGUCGCUCUUCUAAAAGCAAUCGGUGUCAAUCAUUACAGGUUUUCUAUAUCGUGGCCAAGGAUAUUACCGAAUGGUUUCGACGAUUACAUCAAUCCGCUUGGCGUUGGUUAUUACAAAAAUUUGAUAGCUGAAUUAAAAGCGAACAACAUCGAACCGUUAAUCACGAUUAUUCACGGAGAUCUUCCUCAAGUACUUGACGAUAUAGGUGGUUAUUACAGUCCCUCUUUUCCCGAUUGGAUAACAGAUUUUGCUAGAGUCGCUUUUAAAGAAUUCGGAGACGAUGUUAAAUAUUGGUUUACCUUUAACGAACCUUACGAAGUUUGUAUAUGGGAUGGAGCGGAAAAAGCCUAUAACUGCGCUGCUAAUUUACUAAAAGCACACGCCAAAAUUUGGCAUAUGUACAAUGAGGAAUUUAGAGCUACACAACAAGGUAAACUUUCAAUGGUACUAAAUUUAAAUUGGUAUGAACCAGAAACAAAUAGUACCGAAGAUAUAACCGCCGCUGAAACUAUGUUGCAAUUUAGUUGGGGAUUUUUUGCUCACCCAUUAUAUUACGGCGACUGGCCCGAAAUAAUGAAAACUCGCAUAGCGUACAGAAGCAAAUUGGAGGGUUACAAUCAGUCACGUCUUCCAGAAUUUACAGCAGAAGAAAUUGAAUAUAUAAAAGGAACAAACGAUUUUUUCUCCCUUAACACCUAUACUACAAGUAUGGUAAGAGCUAUUCCAGAACCUGAAAUCGGACAACCGGAUACAACCAAAGAUACUGGAGUUUACACUUAUCAACCAGAUGAUUGGCCAUCGGCAGCGUCACCGUGGUUGAAGAUUGUACCUUGGGGAAUAAGAAAAUUACUGAAAUGGUUGAAAAAUGAGUAUUUUGAUCCAGAUAUGUUAAUAACAGAAAAUGGAUACUCCGAUGCUACAGGUCAAUUGGAUGAUCCAAUCAGAACAAAUUAUUUACGAGAAUACUUGAGUAACGUAAAAGAUGCUAUGGAUUACGAUGGGGUGAAAGUAUUCGGUUAUAAUGUUUGGAGUUUGAUAGAUAAUUUUGAAUGGAUGAGCGGAUACACGCAAAAAUUCGGCUUGGUUUAUGUAGAUAUGAAUGAUCCAAACAGAAUAAGAACAAGAAAGGAUUCUUCUUAUUAUUAUCAAAAAGUUUGUGAAACUCGAUGUAUUGUCGACGAAUGUGUAGAAUAAUGAUUAAUAAACAAUAAUUAUUAAUAAGAA